Molecule: messenger RNA, 4905 nt
Organism: Sinocyclocheilus rhinocerous
Lineage: Eukaryota; Metazoa; Chordata; Actinopteri; Cypriniformes; Cyprinidae
Product: contactin-associated protein-like 5
Exons: 24
Coding region: 1-3960 (1319 amino acids)
Source: RefSeq, a predicted model, not a curated record
AUGAUUGCUGCUGAGGACCGGCUGUGGCGUUUGCGGCAGGACGGUCGGAAGUUGAAGCGAUAUGUGGAGGAAUUCCUCGAGCUUGCCAACCAGGUGAGCUGUCACGACGCCGCUCUAGAUUACUGUGAAGAUCCACUGGUGACGACACUACCCCCAGCUUCCUUCCAGAACUCAUCAAAAUUAUCUGACAGAAGGUCACCACACUAUGCUAAACUCAACAGAAGAGAAGGUGGUGGGGGAUGGUCUCCAAAUGGAGAAGACCAACAACCUUGGCUACAGCUGGACCUACAGGACAGGUUGAAGGUCACAUCCAUUGCUACCCAGGGUCGAUGGGGCAGCUCUGACUGGGUCGCUCGCUACCAGCUGCAGUACAGUGACUCUGGACGAACCUGGAGACCGUAUAGACAAGAGGACGUGAUAUGGACAUUUACAGGAAACAGUGACACAGACACAGUGGUCCAACACAAACUCCCUCACUCAAUCAGAACUCAAUAUAUGCGUCUUCUGCCCCUUGAGGGAAGCCCCAAAGGAGGAAUGGGUCUACGGCUAGAAGCUUAUGGCUGCACAUACAAGUCCGACGUGGCUGACUUCGACGGUCGCAGUGCCUUACUCUACCGGUUCAACCAGAAGUCUACCAGCACAGUGAAAGACGUGAUUUCCCUGAGAUUCCGGAGCCAUCAGGCAGAAGGGGUUCUGGUUCACGGAGAGGGACAGAGAGGAGAUUUCCUCACUCUGGAGCUUCAGAAAGGAAGACUCAUUUUGCAUCUCAAUUUGGAUGACGCCAAGCCUCAGUCUGCUGGACGCUCAUCUUCUGUCAUGUUAGGAAGUCUGCUGGAUGACCACCACUGGCACUCUGUUCAAAUUGAGCGCUUUAACAAACACGUCAACUUUACUGUGGAUGGACACACGCAACACUUCCGCAGUCCAGGACAGGAGGACACACUGGAGAUAGACUAUGAGCUCAGUUUCGGAGGAAUCCCUUUGCCUGGUAAGCCUGGGACAUUUCUCCAUGAAAAUUUCCACGGCUGCAUAGAAAACCUCAACUACAAUGGCGUUAGUGUUAUAGACAUGGCAAAAAGACGGAAGCCACAGAUCUAUACAGUGGGUAACGUGACGUUCUCGUGCUCUGAGUCUUCCUCAGUCGCUGUGACAUUCCUCAGUUCCACGGGCAGCUUCCUGAUGCUCCCUGCAGAUCACAGUAUGGAGAGUCUCUCUGUACGACUGCAGUUCCGCACAUGGAAUCAGGAAGGGCUGCUGUUCUCAAUCCCGCUCUCUCGUGAUCCGGACACCAUUAACCUGCUUCUGCAGCUCAGCCAGGCUAGGCUGCUUCUCUUGCUCUCUGGAGGGCCACAAAACUCUGCUCAGGUUUUUAGCGGUCAGAAUUUGAGUGAUGGACAGUGGCACUCCAUAGCCAUUGAGGUCAAGGGACAGAAGGUGUCUUUAACAGUCAACAACCAGAAGCCUGUCACUAUGGAAUUCAGUGGGCUAAUUCAGAACAUGCAAAGAACAGCCAUCUUCAUUGGAGGCUGCCCUUUAUUCCAGAGCGAUUUCAACUGUGAAAACCCCAACAAAGGAUAUCAGGGCUGCCUUCGUCUCCUUUUCAUAAACAGCCAUCCAGUCAACUUCCUUCAGAUUCAGCAGGAAAGCUUGAGCAACUUUAGCCAGAUUAGCUUUGAUGUCUGCAACAUACAAGACAGGUGUUUGCCCAAUCUGUGCGAACACGGUGGUCAAUGCGUCCAGUCAUGGGACCAGUUUUACUGUGACUGUUCUGAAACAGGAUACACAGGAGCCACCUGCCACAACUCAAUAUAUGAGCGAUCCUGCGAGGCCUUCAGGAAAACAGGAAGCCAGUCGAGUGCGUUUACAAUCGACCUUGAUGGGAGCGGACCUCUAGAGCACACUCAAGUCGACUGCACCAUGGCAGGUGUGACCUCAGCAUGUGUGGGGGACUGCCUGGAGAAAUCACACAUCUCAUUAGAAGAUAAAGUUUGGACCGUAGUGGGGCACGAUCACAUGAGGCCCAUCGACAUUCGAGGAUCCACUCCACGCAGCCCUUUCGUUCUAAUCUUCAACUACACCAUCUCGCCGUACCAUCUCCGCUUGCUCGUGACCUCCUCGGAGCACUGCCAACAGGAAGUGAGAUAUCGUUGCAGGAAGUCUCGGCUUUUUGACACCUGGGAUGGAACUCCUCUGUCAUGGUGGCUGGAUAGAGACGGAGUGAAAAGAACAUAUUGGGGAGGAUUUCUGCCUGGGGUCCAGCAGUGCUCUUGUAGUUUGGAUGGCAACUGCAGGGACAUGAAUUAUUUCUGCAACUGUGAUGCAGACCAAGACACCUGUGCACAAUUCGUUUUUCAACACGCUGUGUGCUUUCUUGCCUGUCCCUCUGCUGCAGGAUUUUUCUGGAACUCUGCAUCUUUUUACCAGGAGUCCACCUAUCUGCAUUUCCCCACCCUCCAAGCUGAACUGAGUGUCGAUAUUUCACUCUUUUUCAAAACUAGUGCUCUCUCAGGAGUCUUCUUGGAGAAUCUGGGUGUCAGAGACUUCAUAAGGCUGGAACUGAGUUCUCCAUAUACAGUGAACUUCACUUUCGACCUAGGGGACGGACCAAUAAUCCUUACCGUUCAUUCACCUGUAGCUUUGAAUGAUCGUCAGUGGCAUUAUAUUCGUGCUGAACGAAAUGUGAAAGAAGCUUCUCUACAGGUUGACUCCCUGCCGCCGAAGCUAAAUGAAGCACCAUCUGAGAGACCCUACCGUCUUCAGCUCAGCAGUCAACUCUUUGUGGGAGGAACAGCUUCUAGGCAGAGGGGAUUUCUGGGCUGCUUACGUUCCCUCACCAUUAACGGGGUUACCCUUGACCUGUAUGAACGUGCAAAGACCACCCCGGGGGUGAAUUCCGGCUGCCCGGGUCACUGCACCAGCGACAGCGUCUGCCAUAAUGGAGGGAGAUGUGUGGAAGAGAGGAGCAGUUACACCUGCGACUGCACGCAGACAGCCUUCGACGGGCCACACUGCAGAACAGCUCUAGCAGCUUCCUUCGAAAGUGGAUCUUCAGUCCUGUACACUCUUCAGGAGCCAUUUUCCGGAAUACUGAAUGAGGAAGCCAGAAGAUCACCGGCCGGUUUCCAUGAUGCUGAAGUUACCAAAUCUCAAGAGAAAGUGUCGUUUGGGUUCUUGACGCAUCAUGUGCCAGCCUUGAUCCUGACAGCGCAAACUGUGGACCAGCACUAUAUGGCUGUUAUGCUAACGUCAAAUGGCAGCCUGCAAAUACGAUACUUGUUGAACAAAGAAAAACAAACAGAAACGUUCAGCCCAGUGUCAUCCAGUCUAGCAGACGGACGGUUCCACUGGGUCAAAAUCAAUCGAAAGGGACAGGAGCUCCUUGUCCAGAUUGACAACACGAUAACCCAGCAGUACAGCCUGUCUCCUGGAUCUGCUCUCAGCCCGGCGAGGUCAGUGAUUCUGGGGAGAAUCCAAGGUAUUGACAUUACUGAUAAGGAACUGGUUCAGGCUGGAUUGAGAGGGUUUAUUGGCUGCUUGUCCUCCGUGCAGUUUAAUCAGGCUACCCCUCUGAAGGCAGCCCUGCAAAACAGCCAAAGCCCGUUAGUUACUGUUAUCGGCCGCCUGGAAGCAUCAAGUUGUGGGACGGUAUCCAGCUCGAACACUUUGAGCGAUACACACACACGGUCAGAUGACUCAGCAAAAACAAACCGAGGCAAAUAUCCACUGAAAAAGGCUCAUCAAAAUGACUUGGCAGUACUCGGAGGAGUAGUGGCUGCAGUGGUGUUCAUCACCCUCUGUGCGUUGGCCUUCAUCAUCCGCUUCCUGUAUCGUCACCGACGGACUCCAGCGCCCCCCGUAAUCACCGGAAAGAUGCACCGACCCAGCAUGGAGCAUCCUCCAUACCGGGCUGCACUGGACCUGCACAAACCCAACCACGACAGCAAAGAAUACUACAUCUGACCUCGCCAUCUCGUGCCUGGCAUUUAAUCGAACAGCCUGCCGCCAGUGUACAUGCUACCAAACCCACCGCACUGUAUUAUCUACACUGCAAGCUGAGCAGCCAGAGGCCAGCAAUGACCCAACAGGCACAAGAAAUUACAACAGAGACAUUUUUGUUUGUUUGCUUAUUUUCUACGAAGAGAGUCAAGCUUACGUGAAAGUAAGCGUGCGCCAGCCUCCUGGAUGAUGACAGAGCUGUAUAUUGUUAUUUUACGGGCAUAAUAAUAGGUUAUACAUGCACAGCACACACACUUCCCAAGCAAACAACACAGCAGGAGGGCUGAAGCAUCACUCUGAAUUGUCUUUAUCCAGUGUGCCUGCUCAAACCUGUCUGUCUCAGAGCCUGCAUAUAGAGUGGGCUUAAGCUAAUGGACUGAAACCCCAGCGGAGAGGGUUCUGAGAGAAUGGUUUUGUGGCAGAGCGGCAGACCUUCCCAAAUGUUGUUUUUAAAGGAUCGAUCAUCGCUCAACAUGUCCAAAAAAAAAACAAAAGAUUAAAGACGUCCGCAUCCGACAACCCCACAUUUGAUGUUGAAACUAUUGACUGGUGCUAGGAGCCGCUAAAGGCUGGGAUUACCCAUCAAAGGACUAUAAGAAUAUAUCAGCGGCGGCUGAGGGAUGGAAUAUGAGUCAUUUGUGUGUAUCCCAAUUCCCAUGGGCCGGCAGAUUCAGGCAGUUUAAUUCUCUUUCCCACCGUAAUCGAGCUGGUCUCGCAACUGAGCGUGCCCCGGGAACGAAAUCUCGUCCUUAUUGAAGUGCAUUAUAUCUCCUGACUAGAAAAAAACAAUACACACACAAAAAAAGAAAAAACACUUGCUUUCUAUUGAGAAUGAAUUCUAUGGCUGUUUUUUUUUCUAUAUGACUACUGUAAAUGAAUGGUGUACAUACAUUUCAUAAUUAUAUUUAA